Molecule: messenger RNA, 2103 nt
Organism: Aspergillus welwitschiae
Lineage: Eukaryota; Fungi; Ascomycota; Eurotiomycetes; Eurotiales; Aspergillaceae
Product: TVP38/TMEM64 family protein
Exons: 3
Coding region: 545-1792 (415 amino acids)
Biological process (GO): vesicle-mediated transport; mitotic spindle elongation
Cellular component (GO): Golgi membrane
Source: RefSeq, a predicted model, not a curated record
AGGAGAGCCUAGAUGAACUGCUAUCAUUGUCGUUCCUUCGCAUCCAGAUCUCCAUCUCUAUUGACAAAUUCUAUUCUAAUCCGAGCUUGUGUUCCACCUCCCACUGCCACCAUCCGAGACCAUUCCUCCUCCGUGCUGCGACUAGCAGAAGCUCAUUGACCAAUUACCGGACAGCUCCCAUUUCAUCAUCGCCUAGCUUGACGUCGUGGACCCUUCCUCGCUCACUCUUCCACUUUUAAUCGCUCUUCCCAUCCCCUCAUGCUUCGUUCCUAGACGGGGGCUUAGCUACGCCCUCCUUGAUUUUAACUGCGCAUCGCCAUUCUGAACGACCAUUGAACAUCUACAGCGUUGCAUUCAUACAUCGCCGAACCCCAAGUCGCGUACUGGUUUGCGCCCGUCGGCCCAUCUCUCUGCACAGGCGUCCAUUCGCCUCACCCCGAUCUCUACAUCGAGCCGGGCUUGAUCCCGCAUAUUGGAUAUCAAGUUAAGCUACAUACGCUCGACGAUCCUUCAGCUGCCUUAUUUUAUUCCUCCACCUUGAAAGAUGCCAGCGGAUUACUCAUCCACCGCCCGGGCACUGUCCGUCUCGACCUCAUCCCCAGAACCUCUGUCUCCGUCGGAGGAUGAGGCUUAUCCACCAUGGAGCCGAAGAGCACCGGGAAGGCGAAAUUCAGCCAGUAUCUCCGGCGGACGAUCCGCUACCCUCCGAGAUCAAAUCAUAGACCGAGCAACCAAGACAUACCACCAGAUCCUGGAAUCGUGGCGCAAGAUGAACUUCUGGCAAAGGGUAGGGGCGGUGGCCGCGUUCUUACUGGCCAAUCUCCUUGGAAUCGGCUUCCUUGUCUUCACCGGGAAGGUCUUCAUUUGGCUUCAACCUGUGGCGGCACAAUGGGAGCAUUCUCCUCUAGCCUACGGGGUUCUGUGGUUGUGUGUUUUCUUUGUCUCCUUUCCGCCGUUGGUUGGAUGGUCCACAUUUGGAACUAUGGCGGGCUACAUCUUUGGGAUAUGGAAAGGAUGGCUUCUUUAUGCUUCCGCGACUGUGCUUGGGUCGACUUGUUCUUUCAUUGUGUCUCGGACAAUCCUAUCCAAAUUCGUCCACCGGUUGAUGGAACGCGAUAAGAGAUUCGCAGCUUUGUCGUUGACGUUGAAGUAUGACGGCUUGAAAUUGCUGUGCAUGAUCCGCCUCUGCCCGCUGCCCUACUCGGUAUGCAAUGGGGCGGUCUCAACCUUCCCCACGGUUCAGCCGUUGAUGUAUGGGCUUGCCACAACACUCAUUUCGCCGAAGCUGCUGGUUCCAGCCUUCAUCGGCAACCGGUUACGCGUCUUGUCGGAGAACAAUGAAGAGAUGAGUGCAGGCUCCAAGGCUGUCAAUAUUUGCAGCAUCAUCGUCUCCAUUUGCAUCGGUAUCUUCACGGGACUGUAUAUAUAUAGAAGAACAUUGGCCCGGGCCAAAGAGCUAGAGGCGAAAGAAAGGGAGGACAUCCGACGCUCGCUGCAAGCUGACCAUGCUGCCCAUCGUCCCCAUGACGCCUUUUCCGAGGAUCCUGAAGUCAACAGUGCGGCCGCUCUUCUUGCGCGCGAUGAAGAGGAACGCAUCGGAUUCGGCGACCUCGACGACGACCACGUCGACCUGGCGAUUGACGAUGAGAGUGGCAGUGAGACCUCCCCCCACCGUACACAAGCCUCCCCUUAUCGCGAUGAGUUUACCGACAACGAUUCAGAUGUUUUCAAGGAUGGAGAUGGGACCCAUGAGGAAAUGUAUACCCUACAUACACACGUGCGGAAACCCUAGGGCUCAUAGUCGGCCCGGGACAGUCAAUGGCGAGGGCGUUGGUGGCUACGUGAUAGAAAUCUGCGGUUACGAGUGAUGACAGCACACUUUCCGGAUGGACAUGACGGUUUGUAAAUUCCCUUAGGGGGUUUCGUAAAUAUUAUAAUUGGGCGAGGGGCCAUAGGAGCCCGGCUUCUGGCUAUGCCUCUAGACUGUUGAACACCAGGCUGUGUUAAUUCUUGUAUAAAGUAACUUUAGAAUCUCUGCAGGUAGGUCUACUGAUCAGGAAGGCAAUCCUCAGAUACUACUAAAGACCUCGUCCUGUAAGUCAC